AUGGAUAUCCAAUUUCUUUGCAGCAAAUGGCAGACCCCAAAGCGCGAAGAACACGAAAGAUCGGAAAGGGGUUCCUUAAGGGUUUAUAGGAUCAUCUCUACAAGAUUCCAACUUUCUCUUCCUGGGUUCAGCUCAAAAAUUGCAACAAGGGCUUCAAAGCCGGUAUAUUGUGUAGAUUUGUCAUGCAAAAUGGCAACAAAGUCAUUGAACAACAUUUGGAUUCGACGCCAGCAAUGUCCAUGUGGAGACUGGAAGUGCUAUAUUAAAUGUGAAGGAGAUGAUCAGACGACAUUAGGGUCACAACUGGUAAAGAGCGAGACAGCAUCGUCAUCGUCAUCAUCAUCAGAUGUUUUCACUCCAUAUGUUGGUCAGAUAUUUAAAACUGAUGAUGAAGCAUUUGAAUACUACAGCAACUUUGCUAGAAAAAAUGGGUUUUCAAUUAGGAAGGCACGCUCAACCGAAAGUCAAAAUUUAGGGGUCUAUAGAAGAGAUUUUGUUUGUUACCGGUCUGGAUUUAAUCAACCAAGGAAAAAGGCCAAUGUGGAGCACCCCAGGGAUCGGAAAUCAGUACGGUGUGGAUGUGAUGCAAAGUUGUAUUUGACAAAGGAAAUUGUUGAUGGUGUUACGCAAUGGUACAUUUCACAAUUCAGUAAUGUUCAUAACCAUGAGUUACUGGAAGAUGACCAAGUUCGCCUUCUUCCUGCCUAUAGAAAAAUACAAGAGGAUGAUCAGGAACGCAUUCUUUUGCUCUCUAAAGCUGGGUUUCCGGUGAAUCGGAUCGUGAAGGUGUUAGAAAUAGAAAAGGGAGUUCAACCAGGACAGUUGCCCUUUAUAGAGAAAGAUGUUAGGAAUUUUAUUAGGACGUGUAAGAAAACUGUUCAAGAAAAUGAUGCAUUGCUCACUGAGAAAAGAGAAAAUGAUAUGUUAGAACUUCUCGAUGCUUGCAAUGCUAUGGCGGGGAAGGAUGAAGGAUUUGUUUACAAUUUUACCAAAGAUGAAAAUGGAAAAAUUGAAAACAUUGCAUGGUCAUAUGGGGACGCUGUUCGUGCAUUUGCAGUCUUUGGUGAUGUCCUCACUUUUGACACCACAUAUCGCUCUAUCACUUAUAAUAUGCUUCUUGGGGUGUGGUUUGGCAUUGACAAUCACGGCAAGGCAAUUUUCCUCGGGUGUGUUCUGAUACAAGAUGAAAAUUCGCAGUCAUUUUCUUGGGCAUUACAGCAGACUUUCAUUCGAUUCAUGAGAGGAAGACGGCCAGAGACUAUUGUAACUGAUAUAGAUGCGGGGCUUAGAGAUGCUAUGGCAACUGAGUUGCCAAAUACUAAACAUGUCAUAUGUCUAUGGCAAAUUCUAUCCAAAGUAUCUAGUUGGUUCUCUUUGGCACUUGGUUCGCAGUUUGAAGAAUUCAAAUCCGAGUUUGAUAUUUUGUGUCAUCUAGAGAAUGCAGAGGAUUUUGAACACCAGUGGAAUAAUCUUGUUGCUCGGUUUGGACUUGGUUCAGAUAAGCACAUAGCUCUACUCUUUUCUUUUCGAGCAUCCUGGCCAUUUUCCUAUAUUAGAGGUUACUUUCUAGCUCGCACCAGAACACCCGAGUAUUCGAAAUCUGUGGACACAUUCUUGAGGAGUAUCUUGAGCGCACAAACAUGUUUGCAAGUCCUGUUUGAACAGGUUCAUACUGCUGCCAACUUUCAGUAUCAGACCCGGGGUGAGCCGCAAUAUAUGCCCAUUAAAACAUGCCUCCCUGUUGAAGAACAUGCACGUAGUAUGCUUACACCUUUUGCCUUCAAUGCAUUACAACAUGAAAUUGUGCUGUCUAUGCAGUACGCAGCAACAGAAAUGGCUAAUGGUUCAUUUCUUUUGAGACACUACAAGAAAAUGGAAGGAGAGUCUCUUGUGUUUUGGAUACCAGAAGAGGAGCAAGUUCACUGUUCUUGUAAGGAAUUUGAACAUUCUGGCAUUUUAUGCAGACACUCUAUACGGGUAUUUGUACUGAAGAACCACUUCCAAAUCCCUGUAAAAUAUUUUCCGCUUCGAUGGAGACUUGAGAGUUCCUUAGUUCCUGUGGAUGAUCCAAUCAUUCAAUGCAACAACGACGAGUGUUCUCAAGCCUUUCAUUCUCUUACUGCAACUCUUUUCUCUGAAUCAUUGAUCUCCAAGGAACGCUUUAAUUAUGUUCAUAAUGAACUUACACAGCUUCUUGAGAAUGUGCAACAAAUGCCAGCUAACAACAAUGAAAUCACUUUGAAUUUGGCUCCUAACAAUGUCAGUGAGUCUUAGGUUUGUGAUGUACAGCUUGACGUCUAAUGUAACUGCAUUUGGGACCUUUUAUUUAACAAGUCUAGGGAAAUUGGAUGAUGAAAUUAGUUGUUGAAAGCAUCAAAAAGAUAAAGUGUUGUUAUUAUUGCUUUCAAUCAAAUAAACUCAUACUUUGCACACUGGAAAACUAAAUAGGGGCAGUGAAAUGUAGAUUUCUUCUCAACAUCCAACAGUCAUUCCCAAUUUUUGUGGGUGGUUUUUUUUUUUUUUUUAAAUUUAAAUUUCUUCCUUUUUUGUCUGAAUAGAUUGUGAAGAAAGCUGUCAUUUGUCCUUGAUAAAUGUAAUCUGCCCUUUUGACAUGGAUUCUCUUUGAAUUGGAAAGAUGUUGCUUUCUUGUGAUUUGUUGAACUUUUGAUUGUUUUAUCACAGCUGGCUGAUGUUAGGAUCUACGAGAAUGACUUAGAUUGCAUUUUUGAGUAAUGUUUUCCUUAAGUUUUUCUUCUCCGCCUUUCAAAUUAUUGUUGAAAAAUCUCAAACAUAUGAUGUUUUAGCUUAGUUUUAUUCUUCUAAUCAAUCCAUUCAGCUGGAACAAGAAAAGAGGCAGAAGAAAAUAUAUGUUCAAACUUCAUUUGCAGUGUAUUUAUACCAAUUGCUUCUAAUGCAGGUGAAUUUACUGAGGUAAGUCUUUAUCUGCUGUUUAAUUAUUGAUUCUCUUAGACAAUCUGGAAAAUGCAUGAUUGUUAUUUUUCGCUCUUUCAGCUGAUUGUUUCUACAACCUGAAUUCUUUUUUGUAUGAGUUUGUUUGAUCAGAAGCCUGACUGAUUUUUCCUGUGGGAUUGUGUAAUCAUUGGCUAAGCAGCAUAUCAUAAGGUACAUCUCAUUUGCUUCUAAUUUAGCCGUCAUAUAAAAAUGUUAAUUGACAGUUCUACGCAGAUCUUUUUGUCAAUGAUUUACAGGUUUAAGUCCUUAAACUUUUGUUAUUAUAUCAUUGUUAUUGUCUGUGUUGAUAUUAAGCCAUUGCUCCAUACUUUGUUCCAUAUUUAUGUUAUCUUUUGUUGGUUUUGAACUUCUUUUUCUUUCUUAAGUAGUCAAAUAGGCCAGCAUGUUUUGAAGGAGGAAUCAAGUGAACAAAGACAAUGGAAACAAUAGAUGCAAUGACAGUCUAAGAAGCAUGGAUGCGGAUAUGGACACAAAGAUGACAAUUUUGAAAAAUUAAAAUACAGACAUGUUGGAGAUAUGACGAAAGAAUUUUUUUUUUUAUGUGUGUAUUUGCUAUAUAUAUGAAUAUAAAUUUAGGGCAAUUAUAUAUGUAAGGCACAAAGGUA
This is a messenger RNA of Camellia sinensis, 3578 nucleotides long. RefSeq names its product FAR1-related sequence 10 (gene FRS10). Lineage: Eukaryota; Viridiplantae; Streptophyta; Magnoliopsida; Ericales; Theaceae. Gene Ontology annotation, biological process: regulation of DNA-templated transcription. Gene Ontology annotation, molecular function: zinc ion binding. The record is from RefSeq and is a predicted model, not a curated record.